Messenger RNA from Mugil cephalus (flathead mullet), 2120 nucleotides. Its product is annotated as phosphoglycerate mutase 1-like. NCBI's taxonomy places the organism in Eukaryota, Metazoa, Chordata, Actinopteri, Mugiliformes, Mugilidae. Gene Ontology annotation, biological process: glycolytic process. The transcript has 5 exons. Gene Ontology annotation, molecular function: intramolecular phosphotransferase activity. The coding region runs from base 125 to 889 and encodes 254 amino acids. The record is from RefSeq and is a predicted model, not a curated record.
AUGCACCAGAAUCUGAUUGGAUGUCAAAACCAGGAAGUGGAGGAGCCACCAAUCCACUGAAUAAAAGGGUUUGACAGCAGACAGUGGACCCUUCUGGUUUUCCUGGAGUUGGGAUUUUUUAACCAUGGCCGCCUACAAACUGGUGCUGAUUCGCCACGGAGAGAGCAACUGGAACCAGGAAAAUCGGUUCUGCGGCUGGUUCGAUGCAGAUUUGAGCGCAACCGGAGAAAAGGAGGCGAGGAGAGGCGGACAGGCCCUGAAAGAUGCCGGCUUCGAGUUUGACAUUUGCUACACCUCCGUGCUGAAGCGCGCCAUCAGGACCCUGUGGCUGGUCUUGGACGGCAUUGACCAGAUGUGGGUGCCUGUGCACCGGACCUGGCGCCUCAACGAGCGCCACUACGGAGGUCUGACGGGGCUAAACAAGGCCGAGACCGCCGCCAAGCACGGAGAAGCUCAGGUGAAGAUCUGGAGGCGCUCGUUUGACAUCCCUCCUCCUCCCAUGGGCCCAGACCAUGACUACUACACUAUCAUCAGCAAGGAUCGUCGCUAUGCAGACCUGACAGAUGACCAGCUACCUUCCUGCGAGAGCCUUAAGGACACCAUCGCUCGGGCUCUGCCCUACUGGAACGACGAGAUCGCCCCUCAGAUUAAGAAGGGGAAGAAGGUGCUCAUCGCUGCCCAUGGAAACAGUCUGAGGGGGAUCGUCAAGCACCUGGAGGGAAUGUCAGAUGAAGCCAUCAUGGAGCUGAACCUGCCAACGGGCAUCCCCAUUCUCUAUGAGCUGGACAAGAACCUGAAACCCGUGAAGCCGAUGCAGUUCCUGGGAGAUGAGGAGACUGUACGCAAAGCCAUGGAGGCCGUUGCUGCUCAGGGAAAAGCCAAGAAAUAAAGAAACAGACCCCACCCUACCCCUAUGAAGGGAUAGGUUGUCCCCAACAACUGGCCUUGGAUUAGUGUGCUUCCUAAAGUCUUUGGGUUAUAAUAUGUGAUAAAUAUACUCUAGGUCGUUGUCAAAGGCAACUUCGCUCUACUUGCACAGUGCAGGGGAGCAGUAGAUGGAGAACAGCGGGGAUGUUUUAGAGCUAUGGGGGCCAAAGCUCUCAAGAGAUUGUACAUAAUUUUGAAAUCUAAUAUUAAAGUGGUAAAUUAAUAUUUAAGAAGGAAAUAUUGAACUGAAAUGAACACUUAUAUCAUCCUGAAUAUCUAACUAACAUCCCAUUUACUAAUGACAGAUGUGUUGGGUGUUCAUGUCCUAUUUUUGUCUGUCAAGCAGAAAAACGACUGAAAUCCUGCCUUUAAACACACAAGCGGUACAGUACGUGUUUUGAUGCUACACACACAUUCCAGGUUGGCAACAGAGUGUACACAAAUAGGGAAGGCCUCGAUUGCCUGUGCUUUGCUUUGUGUCCAUGUGCAUUUUUUUCAGAUGCACUGAUGUUGACCAGAAAGUUCCACUGCCCAUGAUGACCUUAUUGUGUGUUGUGGAAUAUUGGAUAAUAUAUAUAUAUCUCAGCAAAUAUGCACACAGUGUAUUUUGUUACUUUUCCAAGAAUUCACUUUGAAGCAUUCCACCAAUAAAGGGAGAAAUUUUGCAAUCUCUUGAGAGCAUGAUAACAGGACAGUCCUUUUCUCUUACUGUGUCUGUGUACGUCCAGUCUUUCUUCUUGUUGCUGUUGUUGUUGUUGCCGUCUCUGUUGUGUCUGACUUUUAGUAUUUUUCUCUUCAUGUUUUAAAUGGGGCCAAAUGCUGCAUUGUUAUUAAUUUUGCACUGUAUGUGUGUGUGAUCAAUCCACGGUUUGGAUUACGAUAGCAUGAUAACAGUGCAAAGCUGAAAAAUGUCAACGUUCAUCAAAUACAUUCCUUGCUGUCUUUGACCCAUCUUUGCCUGUAAGUGUCAUAGUAUUUACAGUAUGUGCCUCCUGUUCUUUUUGCUACUGUUUCCUUUUCCCACUGCAGGCCUGCCAGGCCUUAUAAAGCAGCAGUGGUGUUAUAGGCAGUGUGUGAAAGGAAUAUCCCACUAUGUCUUACAGUAUUGUGGUUUCGCAUCAUUUUCCCUCUGUGUUGGGUAAAUGUACUCUAAAAGCUCUGAUCUAAUAAAUGUAGAAUUAUGAGCAAAAAUA